Molecule: messenger RNA, 3075 nt
Organism: Impatiens glandulifera
Lineage: Eukaryota; Viridiplantae; Streptophyta; Magnoliopsida; Ericales; Balsaminaceae
Product: protein SUPPRESSOR OF MAX2 1-like
Exons: 3
Coding region: 182-2887 (901 amino acids)
Molecular function (GO): ATP hydrolysis activity; ATP binding
Source: RefSeq, a predicted model, not a curated record
UGUGUGGAGGAGGGAUCAAGAUCUUUCAUUUUCAUCUUCAAUUUGCACAAAUCUUUUUAAGGCCAAGAAGAGGAAGAACCAGAAAUGAACUUUUUAACAUCUUCUCUCUAAAAAGAAGCCAUUUUUCUGUGUUUCCUUUGAAUUUAGAUCAAUUUUUCAUUCAACCCACAAUCUACAAGCGAUGAGAGCCGGCCUUAGUACUAUCCACCAGACGUUAACGCCAGAAGCGGCAAACGUCUUGAAUCAUUCAAUCGCGGAGGCUACUCGCCGUAUCCACGGCCAGACGACGCCGCUUCAUGUGGCGGCUACUUUACUCGCUUCACCUUCUGGGUUCCUCCGUCAGGCAUGUAUCCGUUCUCAUCCAAACUCGUCUCACCCUCUUCAGUGUCGUGCCCUAGAGCUUUGUUUCAGUGUCGCCCUUGAUCGUCUACCCACUGCACAAAACAUGGCUGUAGGUACUGAACCCCCUAUUUCAAAUGCACUCAUGGCUGCACUUAAACGGUCUCAAGCCCAUCAAAGGAGGGGAUGUCCUGAGCAGCAACAACAACCUUUGUUAGCUGUUAAGGUUGAGCUUGAACAACUGAUUAUCUCGAUCCUGGAUGACCCUAGUGUUAGCCGUGUCAUGCGUGAGGCUAGCUUCUCAAGCCCUGCAGUCAAAGCCAUAAUUGAACAACAACAAUCAAUGAAUUCUCAAUCGUCAACAACAACAAGAACAACAAUCAAUUCUACCCCAAUUGGAAGAAUGUUCAGACAAACCCCGAUUCCAUCACCUGUAUUACCCAAUGGCAAUAGGAAUCUGUACAUGAAUCCCCUGUUACAACAGGGGAAUCCAUUACAACAGAGAACUGAGGAGGUGAAGAAGGUGAUCGACAUAAUGGUUAGAAGCAAGAAGAGAAACCCAAUCCUAGUCGGUGAAUCAGAGCCAGGAUCAGUGAUGAAGGAGGUGAUAAGAAGGAUUGAGAAAGGAGAAGUGACAGAAGCCUCAUUAAAGAACGCUCAAGUAAUGGUACUAAGGAAGGAGAAGACUAUUUCUGAAUUUGGAGAUGAAAUUGAAGCUCGGUUGAUUAAAGGGGGAUUAGGAACGAGCAUUGUGAUUGAUUUGUGUGAUCUGAAGUGGCUGGUGGAACAGCCUAUGGUGCGAGUUGUCUGUGAGACAGGAAGAACGGCUGUGGUCGAGAUGGGGAAGAUUUUGUCGAGGUUUCCAGAAAGGGUUUGGUUAAUCGGGACUGCUAGUUGUGAGACUUAUUUAAGAUGCCAAGUUUAUCAUCCUUCAAUGGAGAAUGACUGGGAUUUGCAGGCUUUGCCCAUUACAGCUAGAUCUCCUCAUUCUGUUCAUGGAAUGUUCCAAAGAUCAGCUGGAAACAUUGGGAUUCUUAACAGGUCCAUUGAAUCUAUUAACCCACCUUUAAAAACAGCAGAAUCAUCUUCCUCUGAUAACAUGAAUUCAGAGGCAGCUAGAUCUCGGUUGCCUCAAUGGUUGCAAUGUGCUAAAACCGAUAACAUUCCAACUCGGGUGCAGAAGAAUUAUGGUCUUGGCUUGUAUAAUCCAAACUUGCAGCCUAAGGCGGUUAGCCCUGUUAGGACAAAUCUUGCUCUUGGCCAGACAGAAAACCUCGAGAAAACGACUCAAACAGAACAAAUAAAAGACUUUUUGUCCUGUAUCUCAUCUGAACCGGCACCAAUAGUGAAAAUCCACGAAUUGCAAGCCGAGAAGUUUUCUAAAGCAGCAGAUACCGACACGUUUAAGAAGCUUCUAAAGGGCUUAACGGAGAAGGCUUGGUGGCAGCCAGAGGCGGCAUCAUCUUUAGCGACUGCCAUAACCCGUUGUAGAAUGGGUAAUGGAAAAAAACGAGGCUCAUCUUCGAAAGGUGAUAUAUGGUUGUUAUUUACCGGUCCAGAUAAGGUUUCCAAGAGGAAGAUGGCAUCAGUUGUUGCCGAUCAAGUAUGCGGUUCUAGCCUGGUUGUAUUAAGUUUAGGGUCUAGACGAGAUGGUGAUUUGACCCGUGGUAAAACCGCUUUGAAUAGAAUAGCGGAGGCGGUUAGAAUGGACCCGUUUUCGGUUAUAAUGUUGGAGGAUGUGGACGAGGCGGAUAUGGUUAUUCGCGGGAGUAUUAAACGAGCCAUGGAAAGAGGGCGGCUUACGGAUUCUCACGGUCGCGAAAUUAGUCUGGGAAACGUUGUUUUCAUUCUCACGGUCAAGGCAGAUAAUAUGAGGAACGUUGUUGAUCAUGACGAAAGUAGGUUUAGUUCGUUAGCUGGAGGGAAUUGGCAGUUGAAGCUUUCUGUCGCGGAGAAGAGGUUCAAGCGUCGGGCCAGCUGGCUCGACGGAAUGGGGAAUCCGAAGAAACAAACGGGUGUUUCUCAUGGCGUGUCGUUUGAUCUUAAUUUGUUGGCAGAUGGUGAGGAUGAUAGGACCGACGGAUCCUACAAUUCGAGCGAUGUAACUAUCGAACAUGAAACGGAGACCGGUGUAGAAACAAGGCAAUUCAUCAUCACAUCAGUGCCUCGUGAGCUGGCUGUCCACGUGGAUGACACUAUUGUUUUCAAGCCCAUGGAAUUCGAAAUGAUUCGGAGAGAAAUCAAGACAACAAUCGUGGAGAAAUUCUCCGAUGCGAUAUUUGAGAAGAAUGUCACAAUUGAAGUGGAAGAUUCCGCUCUCGAGAAGGUUCUCGGGGGGAUAUGGCUUGGCGGGGCUAGCCUAAACGAGUGGGCCGAGAAGGUUUUGUGCCCGAGUUUCGAAAAACUUAGGCCCCGAAUGUCUUUUCUUGGGAAAUCAGAAGAGGCUUGGGUGGUUCGACUUGAACUCGACGGGGAUGAUGAUUCCGGCGAAAGGAGAAGCAAUAGAGAUUGGUUGCCGGAGGAAAUCGCGGUGGCUGCAGAUGUUUGAUGGGUGGCCGGUUGGAGUAUAGAUUGUAAAUAUGAAAUGUGAAAAUGGUUUGUGGAGGGGGGAAAAGAUGAAUGUUUGUUCUAUUUUGUUUGUUUGUUUACAAUUUACAAAUGGUGGGGGGAAGAAUUAUAUUAUUAUACUAUAUGAUAGGUAUAUUAUCAAUUUGUUUCUUGUCAUCAAUUAAUAAU